CCGCGGAGACCAGCCUGGGUGUCCACAAAGCACUCGCGUGCUUUGUGUCAGUCAAUGACAGUUGGAAGUGGAAGUCACUUCUCCUCACGUCUUGGGACUUUUAUGACAACAUUGGGGCCUAAUGAAAAUCGUAAUACCAGCUGUGAAGCUGUUUUCCCAGCAUGCACCUGAGAGAUGUGCCCUGGGUUAGCCAGAGCAAUCAUCACGGCAUGGAGGCGGCAGCUGGCAGAAUCCCCGCGCUGUCGGAGCCUGACCUCUACCGCAGUGUGCAGGCCAUCCUGCCCCGAGAACGAGACUGUCAUCUCACAGGCAUGCUCAGAUGGACACUCAAUAAGAAGGUUCAGAACCGCCCGGACGGCAACUCGUCCCUGGUUUGUGUCGUCAUCAAAGAGCUGGAGAAGGCCGAGAGGCUGGACUGUCGCAAAAACAUAAUUCCUCUGCUGCACACACUCAUGUACGCUGUGUUACAGACAGCCCACAUGCCUGCUGAGCUCCACAAGCGCGUCUACAACUUCUGCAAGAGGCUCCUGACCUUCCCCCAGCCAUACUGCUCCACAGGCCUCAGCUACAGCAGACUCAUGAAGGCUGAGUGCUGCACUCCAGGCCUGAUGUAUCAGAGGAGGGUUGUAGCCGAACAGAGCUUGAAGAACCAGCAUUACCCCUUUCAGGAGAGGGUGUUUGUUUUCGCGGACCCUGAGGUUUUCUCGGGGCCCCUGGGCAUGCUCCUGCAGGCUGACAUCCAAGCCUCCAACUUGGGGCCCCAUGGGCUCCUGACUCCACUGGACCACAUGAGCAGCGUGAUCCAGCACUCCAUCCAGGCGGCUCUGGGGCCCCAGCGCUGUAACGGCCCCAGCCUGGUCCAGGCCCUCAGGGACAUGGGACAGGAUGUGGAGCCUUACUUCCAGGAAGUGGUAGCGACUCUCGAGCAGAACGCCAAGGAGGGCUGCAUGCCGGGGAAGGGGGGCAUGCUGGGAGGUCGUCUGGAUCAGCUCUACCAAGAAAUUCUGGCCACGGCGCGUGCAGGUCCAUUGUCAUGCGGGCCGCAGUGUGACAGCCGCCUUCCCAACCCAGAGAUCAGCUUCCAUAUGUGGACAGACGAGGAGGACAUCAGGAAGGAGCUGUACAGAUGUGUGCGCUCCUCCUCCAUGUCGGAGCAGUUCUGCCUGAGCCAGGACCCCGGGGACGCCCUGGAGACGUCUGACCUCCUGGACCCUCCGGACACCCCUCGCCACUCGGUCAUGUCCGUGGACAGCGGCAUCGAGCGAGACCUCCCCCCCACCACGGCCGAGGCUGAGUGGUAUGACCAGAUGUCCGCGGACUUACCCGUGUCGCCCUCGGCGGACUUCAAAUGUGGGCAGGAGGUGGCCGGCAGGCUGAGCCGGAAGGGGGGCAUGAAGAUGAAGCCCACGGUGAGCGACAGCAUGGUGCUGAUGCAGGACACCCUGGAGGAGCAUGGGGGUCUGGGUGGGGUCGGGGAGGUCUCCCGAAGGACCCUGCAGCGCCAGACAGGCGGCAGCUCCACCCAGGCCGCACGCUCCUUUUCCAAGGAGCCGCGCCCCUUCACUGCCAGGAUCGUCGUCAUGGGAGAUGACAGGGUGCUGGGACGCCUGGCCAAAGCUUACUACGGUCUCAGGAAAAGGGAAGCGCGGAAGCUCUUUCUGACACAAAAAGUGAACCUCCAGUUUUACUACAUUCCCGUCAGCGCCUCCUCUGUCAAAGAAAAUGUUGCUCCAACCAAGGAGCAAUGUUGUGCGUUUGGCUCCUACCUGGGCAUGGUGGACCCCUGGUAUAACUGUCACAUCCGGAGCCUGGGCGUCACCAUUCCUGAGCUAGCUAAAAAGCACACCAACAUCGGUCAGCAGGAGUCCCUGCUGUCUGACGUCAUCUCCUACUACGUGCGCAUGGGCCGGGAGCCCGUGCGCUUCUCUAUCUACCAGGUGAAGAUCUCCUUCUGCUGCCUGACCCAGGAGCCUGUGGAGCAGGUGUUCCUGUCUCACCUUGAGAUGGAGCUUCCAGAGUUCAGACGCAUCUCUCCCGCCGUCAAAGAGAAACAACAGUGGAAGACUUUGGGCGACAUCAGCGGAGCGGUGGUCUCGAUGAACUACAAAAGGGUGACAUUAAGCGGUCGUGAUGUGGACACCGCUCUCUCCGUCAAGAUGUUCGGCGCCCAGAUCACCGCCAUACCCUCUAAUGAAACGGAAGAUCUGAACUGUUUGACACUGACUUUGAACGAAGCUCAGACCAAGAAUAAAAGCAAUCUGGAGCAGAAGAUCAGGAUCAGUUACAUCAAGAUCCGCUCUCUGGAGAAGCGGUCGUUCACAGUCACCCUGGACAAAGACACUCGGAGGGCCUUCAAAGACGUCCAGAGCAUCGAGAUCUCCUCGUGUCUGGACCCCUGCUACUGCCUCCACAAGUCGAGUCACACCAAGCCCGGCGGGACCGGCGACGGGGCCGGACUGAGCCAGUACAUGAACCGAGGACUUCCCCUGGCCAUCAACACCUUCUCAGGCAUCAUCAACUGACACACACAAACACACUGUCUCUCUCUCUCUCUCUCUCUCUCUCUCUCUCUCUCUCUCUCUCUCUCUCUCUCUCUCUCUCUCUCUCUCUCUCUCUCUCUCUCUCCCUCUCUCUCUCUCUCUCUCUCUCUCUCUCUCUCUCUCUCUCUCUCUCUCUCUCUCUCUCUCUCUCCUCUGAUGGAUCUGUUCUGCGCUGUGUGUGGAAACAGAGAUGAUGCCCCGCAUCGCGUCACCCUGAGAGAGAGGCCGCUGGAUUGCACUGGACUUACAAACUCUCGUGAUGUCAUCAUCAUGCGACAGUCACUCGCACUUUGAGUGCCUGGACGUAGCGACGCCUCAGGAAUAUGGUUGGGUGAAGUCGGCUGGAUUCUGGGAUGGGGUGGGAUCGGGGCCGGGGGUUUCCCGUGGGGCACACAGAACGAUGAGGCUUGUGGCCGGCGUGUGUGAGUUGAUCACGUUCCUCAGAACAAGGGUGGAGUCUACAGUGGGUAGACCUGCAGCGUUACUGCUAAGUGCUGAGGUCUGUUACCUUAGGGGGGUGAGCAACAAUCUGAAUGCUGAUGUUCUCGUUGGACUUGAGUUGCAACACUCCCGUACACACUACCAUCUGCUCAAGAGACCCAGGAUAUAAAACGUGUGUGUGUAUUUGUGUAAAAGGAAGAAACACAGAGAAAUGCAGGCUGACGUUACACACUUUAAUGCGCUGUAUUGAAUGCUAUUCUCUUUUUAAAUGUGGACAUGAAAUAUUUUCAGCCCCUAAUAUAUAAGCACAUUAUUUAUUAAUGUGUUCAGAGAACUGAUCUGGAGGGCAGCACUGUUGUGAGUGCCUCCACAAACCAGAGUCCCAUAUAGUGUAUAUAUAUACAUAUAUAUAUUAGUAAAAUGCAAAGAGCCCUGUGCUGCAUCGUACACCUGCAAUGUCCAGCAUUAUACACUACACGAUGAGCUAUGCAUCUCUCGCUCUCACACACACACACACACACACACACACACACACACACACACACACACACACACACACACACACACACACACACACUGCACUCUGGUAACUUAUGAUGGAGCAGUGGAAUAGAAUCCAAACACAAGACAACACAUCAGUUCCAAUACAAAACACAUUAUUCACAACAAAACACAUCUGCCACAACACAACACAUCAGACCCAAAACAACACAUCUUGUCCCAACACAACGCAUCCGUCACAACCCAAGUAUGUUUUAAGAGCCGAGUGAAAUGUGAGACUUUUGCACAGACACUGUUCCUGCACACGCACAAACACACAUUGACUCGCAGGAAGGUGAGACAUGCUCUGCAGAGUUUGCCUUUGUGUGCUGCAAACCACGGAUGCAGGUCGGUCGCAUGGCUCAUAAUACAAGCACAGACCUCAUGUGUGGAGCACCUGCAACGGAAACUCAAGUUCUGACAUUCUAGUUUUCACUUGACUUUAAGUAUGUGAAAGACUUCUAGGUCAUUAAAGAUAAUCCACAACAGAGAUACCUGCUUAAUACUUAGUUCAACUAGUUUUAAUUUAAGAAAGGAUUGCUUCAUAAUAUAUGAAAAAAUGUGUUGCGUUAAAAGUAUGAUAAUUCAUUUGUAUGGAAAGAGUGAAAUAGCGCUGACUGUUGAAUAGUUUGUUGGUCGAGCCAAACUGCUACUUUCUUCAUAUACUUCAAAUACUGGUUUAAUUUGUAAUGGGAAACCAAAUCUUAAAAAUAUCCUCACAUCCAUUAAUAUUGCCAGGUUAGAGGACAUUUAUUUGCCUCUCCUAAUAUUUUGCACACUAUCUUAGUUGAAUGAGAGAGAGAGAGAGAGAGAGAGAGAGAGAGAGAGAGAGAGAGAGAGAGAGAGAGAGAGAGGAGAGAGAGAGAGAGAAUGUUUGAAUUAUGAAUAUAAUAAAUAUUAAUUGUCAAUCAAUGUCAAUCAAUUGUCAAUCAAUGUUCAAAAUUGUAAAUAAAAGAUUUUUCUAUUACAAUAUAUUUAAUAUAUAAACAGAAUUACACACAAAACUCACUUUGUCCCCUUUAAAAAGAUUGGUAACAAAAUUAUGUUUCCCGCUUUUA
This is a messenger RNA of Gadus macrocephalus (Pacific cod), 4579 nucleotides long. RefSeq names its product phosphoinositide 3-kinase regulatory subunit 6. The coding region runs from base 162 to 2522 and encodes 786 amino acids. Gene Ontology annotation, molecular function: 1-phosphatidylinositol-3-kinase regulator activity. Gene Ontology annotation, biological process: G protein-coupled receptor signaling pathway; positive regulation of MAP kinase activity. NCBI's taxonomy places the organism in Eukaryota, Metazoa, Chordata, Actinopteri, Gadiformes, Gadidae. Gene Ontology annotation, cellular component: phosphatidylinositol 3-kinase complex, class IB. The transcript has 21 exons. The record is from RefSeq and is a predicted model, not a curated record.